AUGAUUUAUUCAUUAUUUUCAGUGGACAUAGAAAACAAUAAAAAAAUAUUUAGAUCAACGAAACCUCAAUCAAUUAGCAAGAUAAAUUACAUUUUUAGUGAGUUUAUAAGUUCUUUACAACAUGUGAUAUACAAAGAUUUAUAUAAUUAUGUAUCUAUAGGUUUAUCAAAUACAAUGUUUAUAGUUGCACAAAUAUCAAAGGAUCAUUCAAUAUCAGAAGUUAAUGAUUACUUAGAAAAGAUAAGAACAUCUGGAGUUGAUGAUUUAUUUGAUAUUCUAAUAUCAUUUGAUAACAUUCUUUAUAAUGGCUAUGCAAUAAAUGAUGAUAUACAGAUGAUAAAAAGUAUGGAUAGUCAGGAUGAGAAAAUACAUGAAUUGAUGUUAGAACAUAGGAAACAAGAGAGAAAAGAAUUAGAAAAAGAAUAUAAAAGGCAAAGGAAUCAAGACAAAUUAAUUGAGAAAAUAUUAACCAAAGAAAAGUUUAAAAAUACCUUUGAUUCUUUUAAUGAACCAGUUUCUAAGAUAUUAACAUCAGAUAAACCGGUGAUAAUUUCGUUAAAAGAAACAGUUGAUUGCACAAUUAGCAGUGAAAACUUUAUUAAAGAAAAUAGCGUAAAAGGUGAAUUAAAUUUAACAAUAACUGAUGAAUAUUAUCAAAAUAUUAAAAUAAUGUACUGUAAUAUCAUUGAGAAUGCUAAGUUUUCACCAUUUUUAGAUAAAGAAUUAUUGAAAGAAAAAAUAUUAAAAGUCAAUAAGAAUGUUCAAACUAAUAAAAAAGUACCCUUAGUAAAAUAUACUACUAAACAUAGUCAAUUACCAAUUUCUAUUGAUUGUUGGUCAUCAAAUGAGGAUGGUCAGAAGGUAGAUUCUUUGACAUUUACAGCAUCAAAAGAUAUUAAAAAUCUUUAUAUUCAAUUUAACACUAAAAAACUAACAAGAUUAGAAAUUGAUGGAAGGUAUGAUGAGAUUAAUGAUGAAAUAAGAUUGAAUUGUGGAACAAUUAAAAAGGAUGAUUCAAUAAUGUAUGAAAUUAAACACUCAGAAAGAGACCCAAGUGGAAUAUUUCCAUUAUCACUUAGUUUUGAGACUGAUAUGGUAUCUAAUCUAAAAAUAACAAAAGUCUUUAGUAAGGAUGAUCAAAUUGAUGACUUUGACUUUAUUAAAGAUUUCACCAUCAAUAGUUAUAUAAUUGAAGAAUAA
Messenger RNA from Hepatospora eriocheir, 1200 nucleotides. The record is from the annotation of a GenBank genome assembly. Lineage: Eukaryota; Fungi; Microsporidia; Hepatosporidae.